AUGAUCAUCCCCCUCUGGAAGUGGAAAGAGGAUCGAUGGAACUGUAGCAAUUACUGUGGCAUCACACUGCUCAGUAUACCAGGCAAGUCUGGAUUCACUCCUUGCAAGUCCACAGUAGACCAUAUCAUAGUGCUUCGAGUCACUGUGGAAUGUCGUCAUAAAUUCGGUCAUGAGCUGCUUGGAGCCUACAGCAAUCUCAAGAAGGCAUUUGACUCGGUGCAUCGAAAAUCGCAGUGGGAGAUCCUGAGACUUAGGAGCAUUCUGCUAUGGCUUAUUGGUUUUAUAACAAGCCUAUAUACUGGUAGUGAAAGUGCUGUAAAGCAUGGUGGGGGCUUGUGGAACUUCUUCCCUGUUAACUCAGGGGUGCGGCAAGUCUGUGUCCUUAUACCAACACUUUUCAACACUUGCAUGGACUGGAUAUUGGGCAGAGCUAAAGGCAGGGAAUCUAUUCAGUUGACAUAUGCUUGUGACGAGGACGUUGAAGUCUCAGAGAGCUUUACAUGCCUUGAUAGUGUAGUCCAUGUCUAUAGGCUGUCAGACCAAGAAGUCAGUAAACAGACUGCUGAUCCCUCACAGCCAAUCUCAAUGUGUUCCACAGUGAUCAUCAUCAAGCUCUCUUAA
This is a messenger RNA of Penaeus monodon (black tiger shrimp), 621 nucleotides long. RefSeq lists its product as uncharacterized. The transcript is spliced from 4 exons. NCBI's taxonomy places the organism in Eukaryota, Metazoa, Arthropoda, Malacostraca, Decapoda, Penaeidae. The coding region runs from base 1 to 621 and encodes 206 amino acids. The record is from RefSeq and is a predicted model, not a curated record.